Molecule: messenger RNA, 3405 nt
Organism: Dermatophagoides pteronyssinus (European house dust mite)
Lineage: Eukaryota; Metazoa; Arthropoda; Arachnida; Sarcoptiformes; Pyroglyphidae
Product: reducing polyketide synthase swnK-like
Source: RefSeq, a predicted model, not a curated record
AUGCCAGAUGACAUCUACGAAACAUUGCGACUAGAUAAAAUGAGUGGUUUUCUUUGUGGAGCAGAACCUAUUCGAGCAUCAACUUUACUAAAGUUUGCUGAGAAAUUUGGUCCUAAAGGUUUUAGAUUUGGGAUGUAUAAACCUUGUUACGGUUUAGCAGAAAAUACAUUGAUAGUUUCUGGGGUUGUUGAAGUGGGUCAAGCUCCAUUAGUUAUAUGUGUAGAUUCAGAAGCUCUCAUGCUUCAAAAAAAAAUUAAGGUUUUAAGGUCUGGUCGUUUUAAGGAAGGAGACUUAGAAUAUAAUAAAGCUUUAGCUGGAAAUCAAGGAGAAACCAUUUUGGUCGGAUGUGGAGGAACAUGUAUUGAUAUGCAGGUUCAAAUAGUUGAUCCAGUGAUUAUGCAACAGUGUGAAUCAGAUCAAGUUGGAGAAAUUUGGAUAUCCGCAGAUUCUAAUGCACGUGGUUAUUUUGGUUUACCAGACAAAACUUCAGAAGAUUUUUAUGCUACAAUGAGUAUGUUGGAUGGCCACGUUAACCUGGCUAAAUUUUUACGAAGCGGUGACUAUGGAUUUAUAUACAACAAGGAACUAUUUAUUUGCGGUCGUAUCAAAGAUAUUAUUAUUAUUAGAGGAAGAAAUUACUACCCACAAGAUAUAGAAGAAUGUUUGGAAAAAUUAAAAAUGCUGCGACCUGGUAAUAUUGCUGUAUUUAUGAUACAUAAUGAUGAAGGUCAAGAAGAAAUCGCCGUAGCAGCUGAGUUAAGACCAGUUCAAACAGGAAUAAUAAAAAAUUUAUGGGCUAAAAUUACCAAUAGUUCUGACUUACUAAAUCAUUAUACUGAUACGGCAAAUCUGAUUUACUCUCAAGUAUUGAAACAAUUCGGUUUAAAAAUAUAUAAAUGCUGGUUGUUAAAAAUGAAAACUAUUCCUAAAACUAGUAGUGGAAAAAUACGAAGGGCUCCAGCUAAAGAAUUGUUAACAUCACAACAAAAAUGUAAUGAAGUUUUGUUUGAAAAAACAUUCGGCGCAGAUUUUAAAUUAGACUCUAGUUACAUGUCUAGAAAUAAAGAUUUGAUACAAUCAAACGAGGAAGACGUUUUUGAAGACGCUUUAUCGAAUCAUGAUAAUAUCAAAACAGAAAAUUCAUAUAAGCUGGUCGACUCAAUAGCUAAUAAUAAAGCUAGUGAAGAAUGUGAUACCGAUUAUAAAAAAACGAAAUCUACUAGAGAAGCAGUGAAAGAACAAGUAAGUUCGGUUAUUCGCCAAGCUUGUAUCGAAAUUGCAAAUUUAGAAGACAUACCAAAUACAGAUAUUAAAUUAUUCGAAAUGGGUGUUGAAAGUGUAACACUUGUAGAAUUUUCAGAGUAUAUUGCUAAUAAUUUAGGAAUAGAAGUUGAUAAUACAUUACUGUUUAACUAUCCUACGUUAGAUGCAAACGACCUAUGCAUAACAGCUAUUCAACUUCGAUUACCAGGAGGAAUCGAUACUGUAGACAAAUUUUGGAAUGGUUUAUUGAGCGGUGGCGAUUUUAUUCAGAACAUACCGUACAGUCGGUGGGAUAAUAAUUUAUGGUAUAGUCGAAACAUGGAUUCAUUAAAUAAAACUUAUGUUAACGAAGCUGGUUUUGUAUAUGAUGCAGACUAUUUUGCUGCAAAAGCAUUUAACGUUAAUCCACGAGAAGCACUUACCUUAGAUCCUCAACAGAGAAUGUUAUUAGAAUUAGUAUACCAUUCUUUUAACUCGACUAAAUUGCGUAUUAGUUCUUUUACUAAUCAAAAAAUCGGAAUCUACAUUGGAUCUUGUUGUAGUGAAUGGAGUUUAAUACAACCUGACGAAUUACCAGGUCCAUACACUGCAACAGGCGUUAGUUCUUCUUUACUUAGUAAUAGAAUAAGUUAUUUUUUUGGAUUGUCUGGACCAUCACUAACAGUCGAUACAGCUUGUUCUAGUUCAUUAGUAGCGUUGUAUCUUGCGUGUAAUGAUAUGAUACAAAAUAAAAUAGAUCAUGCUGUCGUUGGCGGUGUGAAUAUGUUGCUAACUCCUUAUCCUUUUAUUUCGUUUUCUAAGGCGCGAAUGCUCUCUCCAGAUUGUAGAUGUAAAGUAUUUGACGACAGUGCAAACGGGUAUGUCAGAGCUGAAGGUGGUUUAGUACUUCAAUUAAAAACUUAUUCAAAAGCUAUGGCAGAUAAAGAUACGAUUUGGGCUAUGGUAUCAGGCUCUGCUAUAAAUCAUGGAGGUUCGAGUGCUGCAAUUACUGCUCCAAAUGGGCUGGCUCAGCAAAAUGUAAUACAGUCAGCAAUCCAAAGUGGAAAUAUAAAUAUCAAUGAUAUUUAUUUUGUUGAAACACAUGGAACUGGUACUGCUCUGGGAGAUCCAAUUGAGUUUAAUGCCAUAAAGAAUGUUUUCAGCAAUCGCGUUGGAGCUACUUCUCCAUUAUAUUUAGGAGCGGUCAAGUCCAAUAUAGGUCAUUUAGAAGGAGCAGCCGGGCUAGCCGGAUUAGUUAAAUCUAUAUUAGUGCUCAGAUAUAAUAAAGUUCCUAAGAAUUUACAUUUCUCAGAAUUAAAUCAUUUUGUUAAUCAAGAAAAAUGGAACUACCACAUACCUAAAAGUACUGUUGAUUUGAAUUCUGCAGGCACGAGCAGCAGAUUUGCAGGUGUAAGUUCGUUUGGUUUUGGUGGAGCUAACGCUCAUGUUAUAAUUAAAGAAUCACAAAAUUCUUAUUGGGCAAGAUUGUAUGAUCAAUUAUAUUCACAAAUAUCACUUUCAAAUAAUGAAGAUAUAUUAAUUAACUUCAAUAACGAUUAUUGUGAAAAAAGCGAUCAAGUAUAUAGAUUCCAAAACAAUGAUUUUUUAAAACUGAUUAUUGAUGAAGUUAUCGAAGAAUCUCAUGAGCAAAAUCCGAUAAUUACGCUCGACUGGUUACUUGAUUCAGAGGAAAAAUCUUUGUUUAAAAAAAUUAUCAAUCAGUUUAUUAUAAAUUUAGCUUUUUAUCGGGCAUAUAUAAAACAGGUAUCAGUGAUAGAAGAUUUGAAUGUUAUUCUUUCGGCUGAUUCGGUUUCAUAUAUUUCUGCUUUUGUUGCAGCCGGUGCUCUAUCUGUGCAAAAUGCUAUAAAUCUCAUUACUUUUUCAUCUACUUUUUACGAAUCCCAGUUACUUUUAAUUUAUACUGGUCAUGUUUGUCAUGUAGAAGAAUUUAAUAGAAGAAGUAGUGAAACUUAUGAUAAAUUUAGAAAUUAUUUGGAAAUUUCUAAUUGUGAAUGUAACGUAGUUAAUACGAACAAGGAAGUAUUAGUAUUUAAUAGCAAUUUAGGUGAAAAAGAUUUGGAUUCAUACAUAAAUCAAAAUAUUAUUAUAUCUCAUGGAAAGUCUAAGUUGAUUGAUCCUGCGACGGCAAUAAAUGUUUGGUGA